AAUAGGUCCUGACUCCUUCGCCUGCAGUUUCACAUCAGCCGCAGUGGCGACAAGGACACGCACUCCGCUAAACCAAAUGGAGAAAUCGAAAAACUUUCGCAUCGACGCGCUUUUAGCAGUCGAUCCCCCCAAAGUGCAGACAUCCCCGCUGGCACUGGUGACGUCCCUGUCCUCCUCCUCCAUCCCGACGUCCGGCAACGGGGCCGCCGCGGAGCUGGGCGCCGGAGCCGAGGCUUUACGCACCGAGACGCCGUCUCCGCCGAGGAUUUCCACCUGCGGCUUGGUUCCCAAGCCGGGCUUCCUCAACGGCCCCCACGGGAUGGUUGGAUUACACCCGCAGAGCACCGCGGGGAUCCCGGCCCAGGCUCUCUACGGACACCCGAUGUACACCUACUCUGCUGCGGCGCUGGCGGGCCAACACCCGGCCCUGUCCUACUCCUACCCGCACGGCUCCCAUCACCACCACAGCGACCCCAUCAAGCUCACGGCCAGCACCUUCCAGCUGGACCACUGGCUGCGGGUCUCCACGGCCGGCAUGAUGCUCCCAAAAAUGUCAGACUUUAAUUCUCAGGCGCAGUCCAACUUGCUGGGGAAGUGCAGAAGACCGAGAACCGCGUUCACGAGUCAGCAGCUGCUGGAGCUGGAGCAUCAGUUCAAGCUGAACAAGUAUCUCUCCCGACCCAAGCGCUUCGAGGUGGCCACGUCCCUCAUGCUGACAGAAACCCAGGUUAAGAUCUGGUUCCAGAAUCGACGCAUGAAGUGGAAGAGGAGUAAAAAGGCCAAGGAGCAGGCCGCCCAGGAGGCCGAGAAGCAGAAAGGCAACAAGGACAAAUCAGACGGACUCGAACAGUCGGAUUAUCACGGCAAGACGGACUCAAAAAACGGCAGAAUAAGAGACUUCAGGGACAGCGACGACGACGAGGGCGACAAUUUCCUCUACAACUCGUCAGACUGCUCUUCGGACGACGAACCGAACCACAACAGCGAUGUCAGUCCGCAGCCUUGAAGCGAAGAAUGGCCACAUCAAUUUAAAGACUUCUGGGGGUUUAUCGCUCUAAAAAUGCGGUUGCAUGUAAUUCAAACUCUAACCAACAACGUAAAAAGGAAGACUUUUGUUAUGAGAAUAUUAGGUCAAUUAAGACCUACAUGUGAUAAACAAGCAAUAAUAUAAUACUCAUGUUUUAUUUACUCAUAAGAGAAUCACACUCUGCUACAGGUGAAUAAGGCUACUGCAUGUCGCUGUAAACUGGCUCAGCAUCUGCAAUCUUUACCUGUUGUGAUGGUUGGUUUGUCAGUCCUAGAGCCCCCCCACACCAAGUAAUUAGCAGCGGUUUGUCUCAUCUUGCUCUGUGUGAUGUCAUAUUUCCCAUCGGUGCGUCUUACAUCACGCGGAAAAAUUGUGUUUAUUUUUCUAAAAUGUAUUUAUAAAUCACUCAUAGACCUACA
Messenger RNA from Cololabis saira (Pacific saury), 1446 nucleotides. It is a transcript of the gene mnx1, whose product is annotated as motor neuron and pancreas homeobox 1. Gene Ontology annotation, biological process: central nervous system development; spinal cord motor neuron cell fate specification; regulation of DNA-templated transcription. Lineage: Eukaryota; Metazoa; Chordata; Actinopteri; Beloniformes; Belonidae. The record is from RefSeq and is a predicted model, not a curated record. Gene Ontology annotation, cellular component: nucleus. The coding region runs from base 77 to 1006 and encodes 309 amino acids. Gene Ontology annotation, molecular function: sequence-specific double-stranded DNA binding; DNA-binding transcription factor activity, RNA polymerase II-specific. The transcript has 3 exons.